Molecule: messenger RNA, 531 nt
Organism: Meloidogyne enterolobii
Lineage: Eukaryota; Metazoa; Nematoda; Chromadorea; Rhabditida; Meloidogynidae
Source: the annotation of a GenBank genome assembly
AUGGAAUUUGGAAGUCGUUCAGUCAUUCGACGCACUAACAAAAAACAGGAAACUUCUAACGUUUUACAAGAUUCAAGUAACAUCCAACAUGUAACAAUUGUAGUAGACGAAACUGAUAAUUACAAUUUGAGUUUUUAUAACCUGCCACCUUCUGAAGUUAUAACUGUUGAAGAAUUUCAAAAAUUGGGAAUGGAGAGAAUGAAUGUGUUACGAGAAUUGGAGUCGUUAAAAGAAAAAUAUGCAGCAGAUCCCAGGAAAUAUAUGGAACAAUUUAUUGAGGAAAUAGGCCGAAUUGAGCCAUUUUUCACCAAUGGAUUGCUUUCUAGCCAACUCCGUGAAGCACGUCGAAAAGAUAGAAUAGCUCAUUUUAUAUUACGCCUUGCAUUUUGCCAAUCUCAAGAAAUGUCUCAAUGGUUUGUUAAACAGGAAACUGAAUUAUUUCGAAUGAGAUUUCAAUUGGAAGCACCAAGUAAAAUGCUACAAUUUCUAAAAGCAAACAAUAUAAAUCCACAAGAGGUCUGGUUAUUUUAA